Molecule: messenger RNA, 4247 nt
Organism: Haliotis rufescens (red abalone)
Lineage: Eukaryota; Metazoa; Mollusca; Gastropoda; Lepetellida; Haliotidae
Product: zinc finger FYVE domain-containing protein 21-like
Exons: 8
Coding region: 12-731 (239 amino acids)
Molecular function (GO): metal ion binding
Source: RefSeq, a predicted model, not a curated record
GCCUGGAAAACAUGGCGGCGACUGGGGAAAAGAAACUUGUACGUUCCCAAAGUGGUUUGCGUAUGGUUUGCAUGAAUGCAAAUGACACCAGUCCAUUUACAUUACCAGAACCCCAAUGGAUCCCGGAUGCAGACAUGGGAUACUGCAUGAACAGAAAUUGUCAAGCCAAGUUUGACUUUAUGAAGAGAAGGCAUCACUGUCGACGUUGUGGGAAAGUCUACUGCAACACCUGCUGUGAUAAGAAGUUGCCACUGCCUCGUAUGUGCUUCGUCGACCCUGUGCGCCACUGCAAUAACUGCUAUGAAAAUACUUUAAAGGAGAAUGAGUUCUAUGACAAACACCUGAAAACACUGCUGACAGGAGGGGAGUUCCUUAUGCUGGACCAGGAUGAAAACUCGGACAGCUCAGAAUCCUUCCUUUGUAAACUCUCCAGCAAUAACAGACUCCUGACAUUCGAGGGUGAGAAUAGGAAACGAGAAUCCAUUUUGGUCGACCGGAUUGAGGCAGUGCAGGUUGUCACUACAGAUAUCGAUACACAAGACGAGGAAGGCAACAAGAUGGGCACAGGGAUCGCUUUGCGGUACAAGGAUAACUACGGGGAUAGUCAGACCGUGAAGAUGGAGGUGAUCGAUGGCAGCAGCAGCAAGAAACAGGGCAUGACGUGGGUGGCAGCCAUGCAGAAGGCCUUCAAGAUGAUAUUCGAAUCUCGAACCGACUCCUCGUAUCCUUGAUGGCAUCCUUGAAGAAGGGGAGAUACAGUCAAAUUUCGCUGAACACCUACACGCAAAAUCCUUGUUGGGUUUUCUUUAAGAAUUCUCAUUUCCUGAAUACACUUACUCAUGAUUUGAUGUUUUGUUUAAAACUCCACUGAAGAGGAUAUGAAUUACCGAAAAUCGGGUCUCCAUUGUGAAAAGUUUGUUUAGUUGUUGGGAGUAGUUUUUUCAAUUUUCAUACAUAUGUACUUGAGUUUCGUUCCAAUAUGUUUUUGUGUGUGUUUGAAACAGUCGACUCUGUGAAAUCCAAUAAAAAAUUAAAACAGAUCGUGAAAUAUGAAGAGCCAGUACAAUUAUAUGACCAUUUUGAAAGCUAUUCUUAGAGUUUGACUUAUUGUGUCAGCUGUUAUGUGCUAAUGAUAAUAGUAAAAUGUUUGCUUAUUCUUGUCACACUAUGGCUGAAAUAUUGCUGAUGUGACCUUAGUUUCAACUCCCUCUCUCACUCACUCAGAUAAUGGGCCCAUUUCUGGCGUUCCCCGCUGUGAUAUUGCUGGAACAUUGCUAAAAGCGGCGUAAAACCAUACUCACUCACUCACUCACUCAGAUAAUGGAGGAGGUAAAUGUCUAAUGAUGGAAGAUGGGAAGGUUGCCGGAUAUGGACUAUAUAUCAGGAUUAUAUUGCAUGUAAAUGUUUCAGUAAUUUGUUUUUUGAUUCAGUGAAACCUCAUUAACGUCAUGAUCCUUAACUACUAUAUGACCACUAUGUAGCCUAAUAUCAGCACUAUAUGGCCUAAUGUCAGCACUGUGGUCUUAUAUCACCACUAUAUGGCCUAAUGUCGGUACUGGGGUCUUAUAUCACCACUAUAUGGCCUAAUGUCGGCACUGUGGUCUUAUAUCACCACUACAUGGCCUAAUGUCAGUACUGUGGUCUUACAAUACCACUAUAUGGCCUAUUGUCAGUACUGUGGUCUUAUAUCACCACUAUAUGGCCUAAUGUUGGCACUGUGGUAUGUGCUAUGGUUGGUAGUGGUGCUAGUGUUGGUACUGUGGUCUUAUAUCACCACUAUAUGGCCUAAUGUUGGCGCUGUGGUCUUACAAUACCACUGCGCAGCCUAAUAUUGGCACACUGAUCUUAUGUCACCAAUACAUUGCCUAAUGUUGGCAGAUUGGUCUUAUAUCACCACUAUAUGGCCUAAUGUUGGCGCACUGAUCUUAUGUCACCAAUACAUUGCCUAAUGUUGGCAGAUUGGUCUUAUAUCACCACUAUAUGUCCUAAUGUCGGCAGUGUGGUUGUAGUUGAACUACAGAUGGACUUGAGGACCAAUGAGUUAAUGAGGUUUGUUACUUUCUCAGUAUAAUUGUAGUGGUUUAUGUGAUGACUCAACUUCAUUUCAUCCAUUGCUGCCGUGGAGAUUGUGUUGACUCUUCUUUGUUUUAAACCGUAGACGAGAGGACGGAUAUAGAUGCAUGUUGCUUUGUCGCGUGUGGAUAGCGGCAUAUGUUACUGCUUCUGAUGACAAGUGUCAAUGGUACUGCUGUAAUCGAUGAUAGAACCAGGUUAUGUUUAAUGGGACUUGUCUUUCUGAAUUUUAGAUUCUUCUUGUAAGUGUUUUCUCAUAGAGAAGUAAAACUAAGAUUUGUUUUCAUCCUUGUUAGACCCUGGUCAACUUGAAUGAUGCUUUUAACUACCAACAUGUUCACUUGUGUAUAAUCUUCAUAUUCAUGAUGGCAACAUGUUCAUCCAGCUUGACUCUUCCAGUUCUGUUUAUUGCACAUUUGUACAGUAGCACCUGCAUAAUGACGGCUUUAUCAAACAAUAUUGUAAUGAGCCAAGGUAAAGGUGAAGGUGUUUAAGGACUGGAUAAAGGACUCACGUCAAAGACUUCAUAUUUGCCGUAAUAAGUGCCCUGGACCCUGUUCCACAAAGUGAUCUUAGCGCGACGAUGAUCGUAAGCCAGUGUUAAAGUAUGGUAGUUACGAUCACCUUAGCGCUAAGUUCGCUUUGUGGAAGGGGGCCCUGGACUCUUAGAAAAUUGACAAAUUGGGGCUCUUAUAAAAACCAUGCAUAAGUCACAUUUGUUAAACUUAGUUCAAAUGUCAAUGAAAUUAAAGCAUUUUUGAUAUUAGUUACUGGCUAUUAUAAAGCCCUCACACACUGCUGCUUUUCUGAAACAUCAUCUGUAAAAUACGAACAAAAAUAUGGAUUGUCAAAUAAGUUUUCGGGCUUUGUAUGAGGCACUUAUGAAGAUGAUGACUUACUGAUUGGUUUAGAAUUUGGCCAGGGGCUCUUAUUGGAGCAGGGUGCCUAAUAUGGUGAAUGCAUUGUUUUGUUUCUGACAUGGGAUAAGGUUGAUAGAACAGAGUUCCCGUCUGACCUACUGCCCACAGCAAGUUGGCAAGGUUUGUGUCCAUCUACUUAGACAAACAAGGUGCUAUACUGGUAAAUGAGAAACUUGAUGUUGUAAAGUGAGCAUGGUUAUUUUGAAUCAUGAUCAGCAUUUUCACUGAGGAGAGUUGCUUCCCUUCACCAUGCCAGAAUCCUAUGAUAGUGGGUUUAAAUCCCAGAAUCACCCUUAUGUCAAACCUUGGGGGUUUCAACAAAUUGGUAAAUAUCUUAGAUCUGUAUAUUGCUUGGAGAUUUCCACAUGCCAUGAUGUAACUGAAAUGUGUUUUCAUUAAUAAGUACUUGACAUCUUCGUGUUGCAAGUUGUACAGUGCAUGGAUAGCCAUGGUAUGUGUGUUCACUCAAAUGGGAAUGAUAUAGGAAAUAUGGGUUUGUUUACCCUGCUGGUUUAUGACAGCAACAUUAAAAAAACAGUGUGAAACUAGAACCUGGAGCCUACUUCAGAUCAUUGCUGAGGUUUAUUCAUAUAUUGAAUGAUUCCAGAAAAUACUUAUAUUGUACAAUUUAAAUUGUUUGAUAGGCAUUACUUAGAAGUUGACGGAUGACCAAGUAAACACAAUGUAUGGAUAACAACUGCUUUAAUAACUGUAAAGGCGACGUUUCUGUAUAGAUCCUUAUAUCGUUGUCAAGCAACAUCUAUACCCAAACGUCACCUUCACAGUUAUUAAAGAAGUUGUUAAACAUAAAUUGUGUCUACUUUGUUGAACAAUUUACAUUGAAAUGUUCAAUACAAGCCCGUUUUCAAUUUUUUUUGCUUUACUUCUGUAAAAUUUGAAACGAGUAAAUCACAAAAUUAAAUUGGUGUGGCUUCAAAUACAUUAAAGUGACAAACUGUCAUUGAAAUAUUUUUUCAUGUAGAAUAAGUAUUGGUAUCUUAGUUAAAAUUUGAAAAACAUUUAAAUGGCAUGAAACCUGAAUUUAAUAUUGUGCCAAACUGUUAUCAGUUUAAUGUCUAUUGCUAUGGCAGUCAGUUACAGAUAGUAGUAUUCAUUGCAUGUGCUGUAGUAGAGUAGUUGUAAGUUAUUGAUGUGUAUCAAGUUGUUUAUAUUUAUUAAUGGCUUCUUUCAUCUCACAUUCCUCAGAAGAAAUAAUUGGUUGUGUUUCUUUAUAAAUAAACUUUUUUUAUCAUG